This is a messenger RNA of Oncorhynchus keta (chum salmon), 4801 nucleotides long. RefSeq names its product poly(rC) binding protein 4 (gene pcbp4). Gene Ontology annotation, biological process: negative regulation of mRNA splicing, via spliceosome. NCBI's taxonomy places the organism in Eukaryota, Metazoa, Chordata, Actinopteri, Salmoniformes, Salmonidae. Gene Ontology annotation, molecular function: mRNA binding. The transcript has 14 exons. The record is from RefSeq and is a predicted model, not a curated record. Gene Ontology annotation, cellular component: cytoplasm; nucleus. The coding region runs from base 232 to 1674 and encodes 480 amino acids.
UCUCUCUCUCUCUCUCUCUCUCUCUCUCUCUCUCUCUCUCUCUGGUUUAUUGCCACUCUGACAUCAGAACUAUUGCAGUUGAAGGCUUUCGCUCCGACAGGGAUAUAUCAUUGUCAGCUACUAUUUCCCAGAGGCUUUUUACACACCAUAUCAAGAGAGCUGUGAGGAGAGAGAGAACCUCUCCCUUCACCCUGAGAGUCUGUCUGUCUGUCUGUCUGCAGAGCAUCUUUCAUGCGUCUCCUUGUGUCUCAGUCUCACAUCAACAUGAACUGUGAACAGGACUUUGGGGAGGGGGGAAUGAACGUCACCCUUACGCUACGGCUCCUCAUGCACGGAAAGGAAGUUGGCAGCAUCAUCGGAAAGAAAGGAGAGACAGUGAAGAAAAUACGAGAAGAGAGCAGCGCCCGUAUCAACAUCUCAGAGGGCUCGUGUCCAGAGAGGAUCAUCACUAUUACAGGACCUACAGACUGUGUCUUCAGAGCCUUCACUAUGAUCACUCUCAAACUGGAAGAGGACCUCACAACUCUGGUAGCCAAUGGCACGGUCACCAGCAAGCCCCCUGUCACCCUAAGAUUGGUCAUUCCUGCCAGCCAAUGUGGUUCUCUCAUCGGGAAGGGCGGCUCCAAGAUCAAGGAGAUCAGAGAGACCACGGGGGCACAAGUACAGGUAGCAGGAGACCUCCUUCCCAACUCCACUGAGAGAGGAGUGACGAUAUCCGGGACCCAAGACGCCAUCAUCCAGUGUGUCAAGCUCAUCUGCACUGUCAUUCUCGAGUCACCUCCGAAGGGGGCCACUGUUCCAUAUCGACCCAGCCCCUCCCCUGGAACAGUCAUGAUCUCCGGGAACCAGGUGUUCGAGGCGUCUGAGUACGGGUCACACCCCCUCUUCCAAUUGGCCCAGGGAGGGAUGGAUCUACAACAAACGUACGCUGUACAGAACCAAUAUGGCAUUCCACAUUCAGAGUUGGCCAAGCUUCACCAGUUGUCUAUGCAGCAGCAAGGCCUGGCCGCCCAGAUGAACCAACAGCAGACCAACUCUGUCAUACCUGGAAUGGACUCCAAUUCACAGACCACAUCACAGGAGCUACUCAUUCCAAAUGAUCUCAUCGGCUCCAUCAUCGGGCGUCAGGGCACCAAGAUCAAUGAGAUCCGCCAGGUGUCAGGGGCUCAGAUAAAGAUCGGUAGCCAGCUGGACAGCACCAGUGAUAGAGCCGUCACCAUCACAGGGACACCCAUCUCUAUCAACCUGGCCCAAUACCUCAUCACCUCCUGUUUAGAGACCGCCAAAUCCACCGCCCAGUCUUCCUCCAUGUCGACCCCUGCUGACCUCACCAUGGCCUACAGCCAACCGCCCUCCCCAGCCCAAUCUUCAGCUGUGGCUGCUGCCACCCUGGCUGCCAUGGGCUGCCCUGGCAUGUCCCACCCCCACCCCCACGCUGCAGUCCCCAUGAUGGGCACCCACCCCUAUGGGGCCCUCCCCCUCUCCAGCCUCCUUGGAAUGCAAUCCAUGAAAUCCAUCCAAUCUGUACCCUUCCUGGCUUUAUCCAACCCUGCCGCCAAUGCAGCCGCCGCCGCUGGGGCCCAUGCCCAGGCCCAGAUCUCCUACACAGCGAAGAUCUCCUCGGCCAACGGGAUCGGGAAGAAACCGGAGAGACAGAAGUUUGCGCCAUACUGAUGACGUCCGUCUCCAUCCCGCCAUCACUCCAUCCUUCUCUCCAGCUCUCACUUCCGUCCCUGAGACAAGAAAGAAAUGGGGGAAGAAUGGAAGGAAGGUCUGUUUUUGUUGUUGUUAUAUUCCUCCAUUCUCUUCUCUCUUCUAGUUGUGUAGUACAUUCUAGAGACUUUAGCCCUUACCUUCAAUACACUAAGAGGAACUUUGGAUUAGUUCGUAUAGAAAGCUAUAUUUAUGUUGUCAGGCCGAGGAAGCCUAUCAAGCCAUAGUCUGUAUCUCAGAUGGAACCCAUCUCAGAUGGAACCCAUCUCAAAUGGAACCCAUCUCAAAUGGAACCCAUCUCAGAUGGAACCCAUCUCAAAUGGAACCCAUCUCAGAUGGAACCCAUCUCAAAUGGAACCCAUCUCAAAUGGAACCCAUCUCAGAUGGAACCCAUCUCAAAUGGAACCCAUCUCAAAUGGAACCCAUCUCAGAUGGAACCCAUCUCAAAUGGAACCCAUCUCAAAUGGAAGCCAUCUCAGAUGGAACCCAUCUCAAAUGGAACCCAUCUCAGAUGGAACCCAUCUCAAAUGGAACCCAUCUCAGAUGGAACCCAUCUCACCUUUAUAGUGCAGUUCUGUUGACCAGAGCUAAUGGUGCUCCAGGGUUCUAGGCCCCACCAGGGUUCUGAUCAAAAGUAGUGUAUUGUAUAUGGAAAAGGGUUCUGUUUGAGAUGCAGCCAUAGACUAUUAUUUCCUUCACUUUUAUCCUCCUCUCACCGUCCUACCAUUCUACUCUACUGCUUUUAUUUAUUAUUGACUUCUACUGAAAUAUUCCCACAACGAGUUUAUACAUUUAAACACUGGUGACUGAUGCUCGACUGUAUGUUCCUGUAUCAGCUUUUAUACUAUGAUGUGUGUUCCUUCCUUUAUACAACUCCAAGUUUUUUCUUUUGUAUUUGAAGAACGAUGUAAAAAAAAAAAAAAAAAAAAAAAUUGAAAAUUACUUCAGACCUCUCUUUUAGUGUUAUUUUUGUCAUGUUUUUUUGCCACAUUUUGUUAGAAAUGUGUUGUUUAAUUUAUUUUAUUUAUUAUGACGAGUAUUACUUUUACAAUAAAAUGUUAGUUUUUUUAGGAGGAAAAUGGCUCCAGGUACUACUACCAAAACUACUAAUACUUCUCUUCCUUCCUGUCUCUUUUGACUAAAGAAGGCCUUUCUUCCUGUCUGUCUCCUACUAAAGCAAAGGUUUUUUUUAGCAACGUUAGGUUUCUGUUGAAUAGAGAGAAAGUGUUUUUCCACAUCUUAUAUGUCAAUAUAAUGAAUAAUUGAACACGCUAAAAGCAGGGUACAUGGAUUUAAACACCUAAAGCCCUCUUGGGAUGAGGGAUGAGUGAUGAGGGAUGAGGGAUGAGGGAUGAGGGAUGAGGAUGUUUUUCUCACCCCGGCUGUCAAAAUAAUACUAGCUAUUCUAAUACUAGCUAUUCUUGACUAAUUCUGCAUGUUUAGUUCGGCCACACACACACACACAAGCGCACGCGCACACACACACACACACACACACACACUGAAACACACACUGAAACACACACACACACACACACACACACACACACACACACACACACACACACACACACACACACACACACACACACACACUGAAACACACACACACACACGCACACACACACACACACACACGCACACACACACUGAAACACACACACACACAGGUUAAAACACACAUUGGGCUGGGUCUUUGUGUUGACAGACUCUAAAGACCUAAAUAACCACAAGCAGUGUGAAAGACAAGCAAUACUGAAGUGAAGGAGUGCAUCUGCUGGAGCCUACAGACCAAUAGGGACAGACAGGACAACAUAUAUACUACUACUACUACUACUACCACUGUAAUACAUUAUAACUCUAUCUUACUGGGGUGUUAUUGCAUUAGAGAUGUUUUGUGUUGAGUUUUUAUAAAUAUGCCGUAAAAUAUGAACUCACUUAUUUUUAUAAAAACACCGAAACGAUGUAAGUUGUAGGGUAUUUACUGUGUUCACUUACUAGUAAAUCGCUCAUUCAUAGUCGGUCUCAAAAGCUGCCUUCUUCCCUGUACUGUGCACUACUUUUCACUACACUCGCUUGACAUAUAGUGCACUGUGUUGGCAAGGGUGCCUUUUUCGGGAUGCAGACACCCCACUGAACGUUGUUGUCAAAACCUCCGUCCACCGUGUGUGUUUUCUGUUCUCUCCUAACGUCUCGCACUGUAGCCCACUGUAGCCCACUGUAGCCCACUGUAGCCCACUGUAGCCCACUGUAGCCCACUGUAGCCCACUGUAGGCCACUGUAGCCCACUGUAGCCCACUGUAGGCCACUGUAGCCCACUGUAGCCCACUGUAGCCCACUGUAGGCCAUUUGCAUGAGUUCCAUUUUAAUUGAUGUCUAUGCAAAACAUCUCUUGAUGGUUCAGCAAAAUAUAUUUGUUGUUUUGCAUAGCUCGUAGUAAUCACUGAGACAAUAGUGACUGAUAGGAACGUUUUGGAGAGGAUUACAGGGGGAUCGGGACGCAAACAAUCUGGUAACUCCACCCGUUGGUUUUCUAGAAAUCCCGUUUUGAAGAUUCCCAGAAUCAAUCAUCAGGACAUCUACAAUCCUCCAACCAGGAUUUCUGGAAAACCUGGGAAUUUUGGAGAAAGUUACACGAAUUUUGCGACCCUGGGAUCAGCAAUGCGGCAUUUGUUUUGGCUCGGGGUUUUUUUUAACCAUAAGGAUGACUAUAUAAAAGCAAUGCUCUCAUUCCAACUCUUUCUUCUAAUGCGGAAGACACACUUCAGUUGAAGGCAUUCAGUUGUACGACUGACUAGGUAUCCCCCCUUUUCCCUUUCCCUUUAAUACACAAUAUGCACAUGACUAUAACCCAAUCAAAAGGACACGAAACAAUACAAUAUUGCACUUAAACAUGAGCGUUUCUGUUGUCGUGGCAACAUAUCAACAUAUUCUAUUGAUUGGAUACUGUCACACUUCUUGCAAUGUGUUUUUUGUUUGUUUGCUAAACGAUCCUCACAGGAAAAGUUCUGUCGUUUGAAUCCACGUGAAGUUUUCCCUCCUGUUGUUUCUUUCUAUACAUUCUAAUAAACAAAACAAUAUGCAUCUA